Molecule: messenger RNA, 2022 nt
Organism: Mauremys mutica (yellowpond turtle)
Lineage: Eukaryota; Metazoa; Chordata; Testudines; Geoemydidae
Gene: JAM3
Product: junctional adhesion molecule 3
Exons: 9
Coding region: 80-985 (301 amino acids)
Biological process (GO): cell adhesion; angiogenesis
Molecular function (GO): protein homodimerization activity; protein heterodimerization activity
Source: RefSeq, a predicted model, not a curated record
CCCCGAGCUGGGACCCGUCCAGCCCGGGAGUGCGCAAUCUCCGGCCCCGGCAGCCAGCAGGGGCUCUGCACAUCCCAUCAUGGCGCUCAGGCGGCGGACGCUGCUGCUGCUGCUGCUGCCGAUGCUCGGUUAUCGAAUCUUGGCCGUGGAGCUGACAUCCAGCAACACAAAGCCCGUGGUGCAGGAAUUCCAGCGUGUGGAGCUGUCCUGCAUCAUUAAAUCCACCACAACACCCAAUCCCAGGAUCGAGUGGAAGAAAAUCAAAGGCGGUGAAACCUCCUAUGUGUUUUUUGACAGUAAAAUGCAGGGAGACUUUGUAACUCGUGCAGAAAUUCUCAGCCGGACAUCGCUGGUGAUCAAAAACACCACCCGCAUGGAUACUGCCACCUACCGCUGCGAAGUGGCAGCGCCCGACGAUGCAAACAUAGUAGAUGAGAUAAACAUCCAGCUUACAGUGCAAGUAAAGCCAGUCACUCCCAGGUGCAGAGUCCCUAAAGCUGUGCCAGUGGGCAAGACAGCGACCCUUCACUGCCACGAGAACGAAGGCUACCCAGAGUCCACCUACAGCUGGUACCGCAACAGUGAACCCUUACCGACCGACUCCAAAUCCAACCCCAAAUUCCAUAAUUCCUCCUUCAGCUUGAACCCUGGAACAGGCACUUUGGUCUUCGCUGCCGUGCACAAGGGGGACUCCGGCCGGUACUACUGCAUAGCAACAAACGAUGCCGGCUCCGCCAAGUGUGAGGAGCAGGAGAUGGAAAUCUAUGAUCUUAAUAUUGGCGGGAUUGUUGGUGGAGUCCUAGUGGUCGUGGUGGUUCUGGUGCUGAUAACGCUUGGUAUCUGUUGUGCCUACAGAAGGGGUUACUUUGUGACCAGCAAACAGACUGGGAAAAGCUACAAGACUCCAGCAAAACCAGAUGGUGUUAGUUAUAUCCAGACAGACGACGAGGGUGACUUCAGACACAAAUCAUCAUUUGUUAUCUGAGAGGCCAAAAGGAUAUUGCAAAGCAGCCAGAACAAGUAUGGAAAUACAUCCUCCAGGAACUCAAAGCAAGAGCAAAAAGAUGAACAAAGUGCGCUUGGAAGAGUUUAGAAACACACAAACUUGACUUUCUUUUGCCAAAGUUAACAACACUCACUCCGAACCAGUCUUUUUCCUCCCCCAGAGCUAUCACCUGGACCACUUACAUCUCUCCUCACACUAAGGGGGAGCUGUUACCCUUUCCAAGACUGAGCAUUCCCCUCCACAACCAUAGCCUUCUGAGCUACAGGUGCUCAUGGAACUGCCUUCUCCUGGAGGUGCAGAUACACAGCCAGAAUGUCUAAGCCAAACAAGGGAGAAGCUUUAGGUAAAUGGGCAUCUUGACCUGAUAGACAAAAGGUGCUGAUGUGGCAAUAGAUUCUAAAUGAGAUUUAUCCACAAAAGGGGAGAACCUUCUGCUUAGCUGCGCAGGCCUGAGCCUGGCUGGGAACCUUUACAGUUGUAACUGAGCUGGGCUCUUGCCAGCUACGCAAGUGAGGGUUUCCUGCCCUUCAUAUCAUUUUAUCUUUAAAGGUCUGCUAGGCUGAGCUGCCAGAACUGCUAUCACAUCAAUCCUGCAGAGCCCCUCCUGAGCAUGAGCCAUGCAGGCUACUGAUCUCACUAGCUGGCCCCUGUUGCACAUGGAGCAUUGGCCUCAAAUGUUUGAUUGUUGUGGAUUUUAGGAACCCCAGUCAGGAUUUGGUUCUGCAGGUGCAGAGCCAGAAUCUGAGUCAAACCCACAGUGGUGGGUGGAGAUAUAGUACAAGCAACUAACUGGUUUAAAUUUUGCAGCCCUUCUGCCUGCAGUGGUGAAUUCUGUUUUUUCCACAUGUACAGCAUCAAUCCAAAAAGAUUGUUUUUGUUCAGUUUUACAUAGAAUACUCACCGUAUGCAGGUAACUUUUAACUCUAAUUUGCACAAAACAGGCUUGCCUGUUGUGUAGCUAUUUAAAUAUUUUUAAGAUUCUGGAUACUGGAGGCAGAGACUCUUAGCAUUAAGAU